Penicillium brasilianum is the source of this 1291-nucleotide messenger RNA. The record is from the annotation of a GenBank genome assembly. Lineage: Eukaryota; Fungi; Ascomycota; Eurotiomycetes; Eurotiales; Aspergillaceae.
CCAGAAUCUACAACCCAGCGAAUCCCAACGCCACCCUCAGUCAUGAAGGCCACUUUCGAAGUGGCGGGCUAUACGACCCUCCCACUCCAACUCCCAUCAACACCCACAUACCCAACACCAGCCGCCCACUACCUCUACAUCCGCCCUCACGAGCCACGCAUUCCAGACCCAGACUCCGCCCGCUCCCUCUUCAUCGUCAACGCCCCAAUUGACACAACAGAAGUCCACCUGCGCAACCUCUUCAGCACCCAACUCUCCGCCGGCCGCGUCGAGCGCGUCACCUUCGAAGACGUCCCCGUGAAAAAAGCCGGCCUCGCAACCGCAACAGAACCAAACCUCUCCCACCGCUCCAACAAAAAACGCAAGCGCGUCACCGCCGAUGAUCUCCAAGGAACCCUAGACUCGAUCCAGGUCCCUUCAAGCUGGGACCGUGCACUCCAUAAAUCCGGCGCCCACGCCAUCAUCGUUUUCGCCGACAAACCCAGCAUGGAAUCCAGCCUGAAAGCCGCCGCAAAGGCCGCCAGAAAGGGCACGGCUCUGCUCUGGGGUGACGGUAUCCCCGCAGACCGCAUCCCUGCACUAGGCGUGCAGCGGUAUCUUUCUCAUGAGAAGCGCCGGUAUCCCGAGCGCGGUGCGCUCCUGCGCACCGUCAACGACUUUAUGACCGUCUUUGAGCAGGUGUCCGAGGCGCGGAAGAAGGAGGAGUCGAGGAAGGCUGAGGAGCCUGAUGAGGAUGGCUUCGUUACUGUUACGAACGGACCGAAGUUGAACUCCGUUGCCAGGGCGGAGGAGAUGAGGGAGCUUGUUGAGAAGCAGAAGAAGAAGGAGGCCGGGUUGGAAGACUUUUAUCGGUUCCAGAGUCGGGAGAAGAGGAAGGAGAGGCAGCAGAUGUUGCUUAGGCGGUUUGACGAGGAUAAGCGCAAGUUGGAGGAUAUUAAGAUGCGGAGGGGCAAGAUCCGGCCCGAAUGAGGAAGUGUAUAGCAUAAAAGCAUGGCGUUUUGGGAGUUCGAGCUGGGCUGGACCGGGGACAUUAUUCUCUCUUAUCAAGUUCCUGGUACAGUGGUUCCCUUGGUUCUAUUGGGUUCUUUACUGUAGCUACGAUAAUCUAGCCUCAUCCAUGCUCGGGGGCCUACCAACCCCUGAGUAGCGACAGACUCUGGGAGAGUCAAUUAAAAAGUCGCUAAGCAGUGCCUCGGAUAUGAUAGAAGAUUUGGAAUACAUGGAUGAAACGCUCAAGUUGUUCGUACAAAUGUCCGCAGCAUAUCAUUAUACGCAUAUGUGUUUCAUUCCU